UGAGGAAAUUCAAAAAAAUCAAAAGGUAAUAAAUAUUGUGUAGAUGGCGGAAAAGACAUCUUGCAUUUUCUCUCUUUUUAAAAAAAGAGAGAAAAAAAAGUGAUUGACUUUGUGUAUGUUGUGCAUGAUUUUGAAAGGGGGAUGGCAACAGCAGACUUUCUGGGGAACACAGCUGAUGUUUAGUGUGUGACGUCAGUUAAACAAAGCCAUGCGCGGUUGAUGGUUGUGUGGAUGCCGUGAGCGAGGCAAUAGUAGCGAGAGGUUUGAGCAUUUGAGUAUCGGGCUGUCAAAUACUCGGCUUCCGCGAAACGGCCUUACAAAAACAGUUACCAAAUUGCGGUUGUGUUAUCGCGACUGCUUGCGUUUUCCUUGUACAGGUAAAAAACGCAAAAAGGCAGUGACAAGCCCGCGAAUUUUAUUUUAUUUGACACAUCACAAGCAGCGCUUAAAGAAAAGAGAAAUGCCGUUCAUCUCCAAAGAUUGGCGUAGUCCAGGCGAGGAAUGGGUGAAAACUGUUGAAGGCUGGGAAAAAAAGAAGAUCCUAGAAUGUGCCAACAAUAAAACACUUUCGCUUUUAAUUCGCGGGGAAAAAGAAGGAGAGAAAAAGGAGAAAGAAAAAGAGAAGAAAAAAGAAAAUGCCGUCCAGCCGCACUGUCACAUCACUUUGAAAUGUACCCGAGAGAUUGCAGGUUUCAAUGGUUUGAGCGAUGCCUUGAAGAGACUUGAUUUCUUAUCAGCUGUUCAUGACUGUCGUCGUUUCAAUUAUAUCGUCAGACUUCUAGAUUUGCUUGUGAGCCACAGGAUGGGAGGGCUUAGCGGAUGCGCCCAACGUGUUCUUUUUAACAUGCUCGAGGAAGUUGCAUUAGAAGUGUCCUUAUCGCAACAACAAACUGGAAGAUUAAGACGACUGAUAGAGAGGGUUCGAGCCUUCAGCGCUGGUUGCUGUUGGGGUGGUAGAGCUUUGGGUUCAGUAAUUUUGUGGGAGAAACAUAAAGCAGCUCUUGAGCGAAUUUUGCAUAUCGCCUCGUCCAUUACCAUUACACAGCCCGAUGAGGAACAGCAUCCACAAUGGUCCGAUUUACCUGCAGAAUGUCGUCGAGAGGUGUUACUUCGAUUAAGUGAUCCGCGCGAUAUUGAAGCAUCAUCCGAGGCUUGUGAACAUCUUGCUGUUCUUGCUCAGGAGCAAAGAAUUUGGCGUGAACUUGCUCAGUAUCAUUUUACGCCACAACAAAUAGCCACUACUCGGCAAAAAAAUCCUGGUAAAGACUGGAAGACUUUAUUUACGAUUGCCCGAAAGUCUUUUGGUCUUCGAGAGGAAUAUGCAGAAAUGAUUCAAUUAUGUCGCAACUGCCGUUGUUUAUUUUGGCGAUCAUUGGGCCAUCCAUGUAUCGCUGAUCAAGAUCCGGCCUUUCAAGAAAAACUAGCUGACGUUGAUCAAACUACACUCCACGUUCCGAUUCCUCCACAAACUUUCCUAAAGUUCUUUUCGCUGUGAACAAUUUUUUGAUCAAACGCUUACUUUUUUUUUAUUUAUUUUUUUUUUUAAACAAGCAGAACAAUUAUACACAUCAGAGAGAAAGAGAGAGAAAAUGCCACGGAUAUGAAUGAUUAUUAAAUAAUUGAAAUUACUGCCGAUAAAAGAUUAAAUUAUUCUGAGUAAAUUUUAGAUACAAGUACUUGUAAAAAUAUGUACUUGUGUAUAAUUCAGAAUCAAAAGAAAAAAUAUAUAAAUAUAAUAUAUGUUGUUUAAAUCGGCAGUAAAAGAAAAUUUUAAAUUUUGUGUGUGAUUCCUAGUCUGCUUUAUCUUUAUCGCGACUCGUCCAAAAGAAGAAUAAAAUAAACAGAAACUACAUUAUACGCUUUCGAGUGAAAAAUCGAAUAAAAUUCGAUUUAAAAAUUGCAGCGUAAACACGAGAAUUCUAUCAUAAAAACGCCUAAUAUUGAUUUAAAAUCACGAACAAGAAAAAAAAAAAAAAAAAAGAUACUUUCAUCGAGAAAGAAAAAUAAAUACGGCGAAUUUAAAGGGAUGAUAUCCCUUUUUUUUGUAAAUUAUUGUGGGCAAAUAAAUAUUCCUGCCAUUAUAAAGAACGAGAUCUUUAUCGCCAGAAGAAAGAGAAAAAUAAGAGAGAGGGAGAGAAAGAGAGAGAAAAUUAAUUAUAAAUCUUCUAUCUUGUACUUAAUAUUAAAUGUUAGACAAGUAUCGAGUAUGAAUUUUGAAUUAAUCGAUUAGCAUUGAUCUCGAAUCAAGUUCGUAUUUUCUUCUCGAGUAAGUUAGGCCUGAUUGAUCUGCAAAGACAGUAAACAUAUAAUUACUUAUAUAA
This is a messenger RNA of Leptopilina boulardi, 2321 nucleotides long. RefSeq names its product F-box only protein 32. Gene Ontology annotation, biological process: protein ubiquitination. NCBI's taxonomy places the organism in Eukaryota, Metazoa, Arthropoda, Insecta, Hymenoptera, Figitidae. Bases 461 to 1495 code for a protein of 344 amino acids. The record is from RefSeq and is a predicted model, not a curated record. The transcript is spliced from 7 exons. Gene Ontology annotation, cellular component: SCF ubiquitin ligase complex; cytoplasm; nucleus. Gene Ontology annotation, molecular function: protein binding.